AUGAUCUCACAGGCUCAGCUCAUCUGGCUGCUAGUGCUCUGGAUCCAGGAUUCCAGCGGGGACAUUGUGAUGACUCAGACUCCAGAAUCCCUGACAGUGUCUCCAGGAGCCAGUGUCACUAUCAGCUGCAAAUCCAGUUCCAGUAUUGCCAGUUCCAGUGUUGGUGGCUACAUGGCCUGGUACCAACAGAAAUCAGGACAAGCUCCUAAGCUCCUUAUCCACAGUGCUUCCACCCGCCUCUCUGGGGUCCCAGACCGGUUCAGUGGCAGUGGAUCUGGCACUGACUACACGUUCACAAUCAGCAGAGUUGAAGCUGAAGAUGCUGGAGAUUAUUACUGCCAAAAGCAUAACAGCCCCCCUCUCACACAGUUUACGAACAAGCUUAACAAACCACAGUCUGGCAAGAUGAUCUCACACACGCCUCUUCUCUGGCUGCUGGUUCUCUGGAUUCAGGACUCCUCUGGGCAAACUGUGAUGACUCAGUCCCCGGAAUCUCUGGCAGUGCCAGUGGGAGGGAGAGUCUCUAUUAACUGCAAAGCCAGUACGAGCGUUGGCACUAGCGUACACUGGUACCAACAGAAACCUGGACAAGCUCCCAAACUUCUCAUCUACGGCGCUAGCAGCCUCCAGUCGGGUGUCCCGGCCCGGUUCAGCGGCAGUGGGUCUGGCACUGAUUUCACAUUCACAAUCAGCAGCGUAGAAGCUGAAGAUGCUGGAGAUUAUUACUGCCACCAGACUAGCAGCUGGCCUCUCACAGUGAUACAGACCUAUACAAAAACCUCCCUGCUCUCUGCAGCGUGCAUUGCAGUUACCGUUUGCUGCAGAUAUCUCUGA
Emys orbicularis (European pond turtle) is the source of this 834-nucleotide messenger RNA. RefSeq lists its product as uncharacterized. Lineage: Eukaryota; Metazoa; Chordata; Testudines; Emydidae. Gene Ontology annotation, biological process: immune response; immunoglobulin production. The coding region runs from base 1 to 834 and encodes 277 amino acids. The transcript is spliced from 5 exons. The record is from RefSeq and is a predicted model, not a curated record.